CGUAUAACAAGAAUCAGUUGGACAGAUCUUCGUACUAUGCGUACAGUCACAGCACAGCCUCCUCAACCCCUCGUUAUAGGGGAUGUUUGUAUCUGCUUUCCAUUCUUUCCUGCUCUGAGACUUUCCACUUCUCUUAAACCUACAUAUGUACAAAUCAUCCCCCCACAUUCAAGCCUCAGAAGCGCAAUGAAUCCACGUCCUACUCUCCACUGUAAGGACUCUCCUGCAGCUGUAAUAUGCAAACGUCAAAAAACCAGCCCUAGACUAAUUCAAAUCAUGGUGGUCCCCAUCCUAAAUGCUGCAAUCACUAUUACCGCGGCCACUACGAUACCGUCGACCACAGAUAUAAUCACCAGUUUCAUCAUCAGGACUCCGAUCCCGGAAGUUCCUCUGACUUCGACUAAAGUAAUAGUUGUUACACGCACAAUCUGGCCGCAGUCGGGCUCGAGCCGGAGCUCGAUCACCAGUUCUACCACACAGACGGAUUCGAGCCGCAGCUCGAUCAUCAGCUCUACCAUACAGGCGAAUUCGAGCUGGAGCUCGAUCAUUAGUUCUACCAUACGGGCGGAUUCGACAUCUGAGGUUGCCUCCCCUCCGACAAUUCUUCCCAACGAAGACCACAAGGGAAAGCCCAAGAAGCACACCAUUGUCUUGGGAAGCAUAUUCGGUGUGCUCGGUGCCAUGGUUGUAUCCGCUAUCGCCAUGAUAUACCUCCGCAAAAGAUUGUCAGUUGCAACUCCAGCCACGAUCAUGGAUAGCCAAGGUGGACCGUCCACUCACGAAGGAAAAACGGAAGUAGUGGGAGACGCGCCAAAGCCUCCUACUUAUGAGCUCCAUGGGACGUCUUCACAGAUCUUUGAGAUGGAUGGCUCAGGUGCAGGUGGCUCUAUACCUUUUCAGUAUCCUAUCGUGUCUCCUCUCCUUUCGCAACAUUCAGGGCUAGGGAGUAAUGGAGAGCAUCGCGUCCCUGAGAUUGACAGUCCACCGUCACCAGCACGCGGUCAAGCGUGA
This is a messenger RNA of Periconia digitata, 1011 nucleotides long. The record is from the annotation of a GenBank genome assembly. Lineage: Eukaryota; Fungi; Ascomycota; Dothideomycetes; Pleosporales; Periconiaceae.